GUGAUUUAACCUUUAUCGUGGGUGCUCAGUCGGUUGAAUUCACAAGAGAACUAAUAUUUGUGACCACUUGUGAUUAGUGCGCUACUGAGAAGAACAUAAAUUUUCAGUGUUGUUUAGGGGAAUAUAAAAAUUCAACCAUCAAAAUAGAUCAACCGCCGUUGGCAAGUGUCCUAAAUAAGCUACAAUGUCAAACAGGUGGUCGUUGAAAGGUACUGGCGGGGAUAGUUCCGCCAGCAAAGAAUGUGGUGAUGAGUUUGAAAUUACGGUUCUACUGGAUAAAUCGGAAUCUGCGUCCUCUUCGCUGCCCGCUCGAGUAGUGUUCGUGCGCACUGAUGACGGUGAUAGUAUCGGUGAUUUGAAAAGGGAGAUGGUCAGCGAUGAUUGCGAUGAGGACGUUGUUGAUGGCAACGAUGAUGUUGGCACUAACUGCCAUGGCGGAUUCCACCAGUGUCGCUCGACUAAUGAUCAAGCUUCCGGUGCCGAAUGCGGCACCGACAGCAACGACGAGGACCGGAUUAUGAUGCUCGACGAGUGGUCGCAGCGGUGCAAGCGAAAUGGAAAUGCAAAAGUGAAGAUGUCCAAGCCCAGGAAUAUAUCGGACUAUCCACCGAAUGACGAGCCAGCAGCAGCCGCUCCGAAUCUCAAUUCCGCGCCGUCUCGUUUGGGAGACACCACCACCACCAGUAGCCAUAACAACAGCCGAAACAGUCCGUCUCCGUUGGCCACAACACCAACGUCGAUCAGCAACAACAGCAACAGCAAAAGGACACCGAAUGCCACCAACAGCAGCAACAACAAUAACCACAGCACCAGCAAAGUGGCUCCAGCGUCCAAAAAGCACAAAAAUCCGGACGAUGAAUGUGAUGCAAUCGGCAAUCUAAUUGGCGACUACGGAAAGUGGCAGUUUGUGAUGACAUUUCUCCUGUCCCUCUUUCAGGUCCCGAACACGUUCCACAUAUACUCGCCAACGUUUCAGGCAGCAGAAAAAGGUCACUGGUGCCAACGGCCGCCGCAUUUAAAUGACACCCCGGUCGAUCUCUGGCGAAACGUGACCCGGGCGGAGGAAAACUGCCGAAUACUCAACUACGACUGGAGUUCAGUCGCAUCGGAGCAGAUGCUGGCGAAUUUGAGCUUACCCAUGAACUUGUCCCAUGUGACGUGCAGUGCGUGGGAGUUCGAUAGUAAUGAUAACCUCGGGAAUACGUGGGGAUCUGAAUGGAGCCUAGUGUGUGACAAGGGCUAUCUUAAGGAUGUAGCGGAAAUGUUUUUUCUAGUCGGUGUGGCUACCGGUGGUAUUACGAGCGGAGUUCUGUCCGAUAAAUUCGGUCGUAAGAAAAUGCUGUUUAUAUCUGCUGUUCUGCAAUCCUUUUUUGGUAUUGCAUUGUACUUUGUGGAUUCGUUAGAAAUUCUUUUAAUUCUGCGAGCAUUGCUAGGGCUGGUAUCAGUGUCGGUUACUUAUGCUGGCUUAAUUCUGGCCAUUGAAUAUGUAGAUGGAAAAUGGAGGACUAUUGCUGGCAUGUACAACCUUUUCCCGUUGCCGGUAUCGUAUAUUAUGAUAUCGGGAAUCGCCUAUCUGACACAGGAUCAUCGCAAGCUUCAGCUUUGCAUAGGGUUGCCAGGCGUUUUGCUUUGCUUUUUGUGGUUUGUGCUUCCGGAAUCCCCCCGGUGGUUAUUGUGCAAAGGCCGUGUUGCUGAGGUCAAGGAUAUCGUUCGGAAGGCAGCUGCUUUUAACAAUCGAUCUUUGCCGGAUAAUUUGGACAAACUACUUAAACCGCCGGUAAACGACGAUGAUGCAAUGGCCGGGGCAUGCGAUCUAUUUCGGACCCGGUACCUGCGUCGAGUAACAUUCUGCUUCCUAUGCAUCUGGUUUACUAUGAAUCUCGUCUAUUACGGACUGGUGCUAAACAUGAACAGCUUCGGAGGCAACAUCUAUCUCAAUUCGGCUCUGGCAGGAUUAGUUGAGAUUCCAGCUAUUGCAUUAGCGAUGUAUAUCAUCAACAAGACUGGUAAGAAAUGGCUCUUCUGUGCUACCUUUUUCGCUGCGUCCCUUGCGUGUCUUUGUGCUGCGGUUGUCGAAGGAAAAAUAGCAUAUCUAUCACUGAAAAUUACGUUUGUGAUGAUAGGCAAAUUUACCAUUAGCGCUGGUAAUACCAUCAUGCCGGUCUAUACUGCAGAACUAUAUCCUACUUCGAUUCGCAACGUUGGUGUAGGCGCCUGCAAUGUCGCAGCCGGGUUUGCGUUAGUUUUGACACCGUAUCUCUCUUUACUGAACAAAAUUGAGGAUCAUUUGCUAAUGAGUUUACUGACAGCUUGGUGCAUCUUCGGUGCUAUUGUAAUCGUGUUCCUACCAGAGACUAUGCAACACCAGGAUCACACGGAGAAAGAUGAGGAGAAAGACCCGGAUACUCAAGCGAUGACCUAAAGCCACUCAUUGGAUCGAUAACUUAAGAUAAGCUACUACUGCCAUAUCUAGAAGUUGUUAAAUGUAUUCUCGGCUGAAAAUCUCAUAAUUAGUGAGACCGAACGAUUGUUUGGAGCGUGCCAUUCAAGAUCAGCAAGUAACUAAUGAAUG
Sabethes cyaneus is the source of this 2572-nucleotide messenger RNA. RefSeq names its product organic cation transporter protein. NCBI's taxonomy places the organism in Eukaryota, Metazoa, Arthropoda, Insecta, Diptera, Culicidae. The transcript is spliced from 10 exons. Gene Ontology annotation, biological process: transmembrane transport. Bases 185 to 2422 code for a protein of 745 amino acids. The record is from RefSeq and is a predicted model, not a curated record. Gene Ontology annotation, molecular function: transmembrane transporter activity. Gene Ontology annotation, cellular component: membrane.